ACAGAGAAUAUUACAACUAUUCAAUUCACCUAUACUCUGCUCCGCAAAACACCAAAUAUAAACCCAAAUUGUAUAAAAUAUUCUUACCACAACGGUGCCACUAACCACUGAGCCCCCCUUCCGACGACUCACUCACUUCUUACAUACAAAAAAAAUUUUCAAAUACUUGGAUUUAUUUUCAAUAAUAAUAAUCAAAGAUCACCAAGAUCCAAACUUUUUUGCAUCUUGGGCUUAAAUCUUGAAGACCCAUUUGAAUUUUUUUGUUGUUUAAUGUUUUGAGUAAUCUUUACUUCAUGUUAUAGAAAAAGAAAGAGAAAAAAAGGGAUAUUUUGUCUUGAAAAGUGAAGAGAAAAUGGCGGGUCGUAGGGAGAAGUAUGGUCAAUCUAUAAGAGGAUCUCGAAUUGCUGGAGCAAUUGCGAUCGGAGUUUUAUUGGGUUGUGUGUUUGCUUUCUUGUAUCCUAAUGGAUUUUUUUCUCCCGAUCCAAGGUCUCAAAGUCACCCUGUUUCUAAAUCUAAUCUUCAGGUUGACUCGCCCAACUGUGAAUCCACGGAGGGGGUAAACAUGAUGAAAUCUGAAAAUAGGAAGUUGACUGAAAAGAAUGCAGAGUUGCAAAAGCAGGUAAGAGAGCUAAAUCAAAAGCUUCAGGCGGCUCAGCAGGGAAAUGGUCGUACACAGGAGCAACUGGUGGUGUCGAGUCAACCUCAGAAAGCUGGACCUUUUGGAACUGUCAAAAGUUUGAGAACUAACCCUCCUGUUAUGCCUGAUGAGUCAGUGAACCCAAGAUUAGCAAAGCUCUUGGCAGAGAUUGCAGUUGGCAAAGAGGUCAUAGUUGCACUUGCUAAUUCAAAUGUGAAAUCCAUGUUGGAGGUUUGGUUCAACAGUAUUAAAAAAGUGGGUAUUCCCAAUUAUCUGGUCGUGGCUUUAGAUGAUGCUAUAGUGGAGUUCUGCAAGGAAAAUGACGUCCCAGUUUAUAAAAGGGACCCUGAUGAGAAUGUUGAUUUUAUUGGAAAAAGUGGAGGCAACCACGCUGUCUCAGGGUUGAAGUUCCGAAUUUUGAGGGAGUUUUUGCAGCUUGGUUACGGUGUCCUCCUUUCUGAUGUCGAUAUUGUGUAUUUGCAAAAUCCUUUUGAUCAUUUAUAUCGUGAUUCAGAUGUUGAAUCAAUGUCAGAUGGUCACAAUAAUAUGACAGCUUAUGGUUAUAAUGAUGUUUUUGAUGAACCAUCAAUGGGUUGGGCUCGAUAUGCACAUACAAUGAGGAUAUGGGUUUAUAAUUCUGGUUUCUUUUAUAUUCGGCCAACAAUUCCUUCAAUCGAGCUCUUAGAUCGGGUUGCUGAUCGGCUUACUACUCAGCCAAAUUCCUGGGACCAGGCAGUUUUCAAUGAAGAGCUGGCUUUUCCAUCACAUCCUGGGUAUAUUGGCCUUUAUGCUUCCAGGAGAACAAUGGAUAUCUACCUGUUCAUGAAUAGCAAGGUCCUAUUCAAGACUGUAAGAAAAGAUGCUAAUCUGAAGAAGUUGAAACCAGUUAUAGUUCAUGUAAACUAUCACCCGGACAAAUUUCCUAGAAUGAAAGCAGUUGUUGAGUACUACGUCAAUGGCAAGCAGGAUGCUCUGGAUGCAUUCCCAGAUGGUUCAGUAUAGUAGCAGCUGCUAAAAAUGGUCCUUCGAUUGAGAUCUAGGCCAGUGAUAUUCUAUGUCUUGCUAUUUGUCUUUUCAUACAGGUAGGCUCAGUUGAUUCCCCUUUUGGAUCAAUGUGUAAUACCAACCUCUUUUUUGAGAACUCAAUGUGUAAUACCAACUUCUUAUCAACUACAUUCAGACUUGCAUCUCUUUCACCACAGUAGUACUUCUAUUUGAAAAUUUUGCAGUA
Molecule: messenger RNA, 1868 nt
Organism: Solanum pennellii
Lineage: Eukaryota; Viridiplantae; Streptophyta; Magnoliopsida; Solanales; Solanaceae
Product: arabinosyltransferase RRA3-like
Exons: 2
Coding region: 353-1639 (428 amino acids)
Biological process (GO): root hair cell development
Molecular function (GO): glycosyltransferase activity
Source: RefSeq, a predicted model, not a curated record